AUCGCUUGCAUUCGCUUCGAAGCGCUCGUGCGAAGUAGUUCGUUUGUCGUUUGAGGUGACCUCUCGUAAUAUAUUCAUCGGUUCGCUGUUGUUGUUGUUGAAUCAGGUUUCCGUGACCUGCGAUUGGCGCAAGUUCAAGUUUUCGGUCGUCACCAUGAAUCGAGUGUUGCUGUUCGGAACCGGUGUUUUGCUGUUGUUUGCCAUUGGCGUUAGCCAUGCACGACCACAGGAAGCACCCCUAGCAGAGUAUCCAACGGCGCAAACGGCGGUUCCUGCGGGAAGUGGUUUGAGUACGACUUCAACGACGAGUACGGCUGCACCCGAGGAAAGUAAGGUUUCAAAGUUCUUCGACGAUGUAUCGUCGGUCUUCAAGCAGGGCACGGCCAAAGUGAAGGAAAGUUUUGAAAAUGCUGCUACAUCGGUUAAGGACGGAGUUAUGCGGGGCUAUGACUACGUAAAGGAUAAGUUUAGCGGCAAUGGGGAUGCUGUGACCACGCCGGGAAGUCCUGCUUCGAGUUCUACAACUACAGGAUCGGAUCCAUUGACUUCGACCGGUUCUGAGAAAACAAUCUCUUCGGUCAAAUCAGACGGAAAUAAUGCUGCAGCGCCAACGCCUACGACCAAACCGGUUCGAGUGGAACCGAACGACGAAGAACCAGCUGAUGAUGAUCGAUUGAUCUUCAUUGGAGAUGAAGAUACGGCCACUGAUUUGACUCCGAACACUACACCUAAGACAUCGGCCUCAACCACACCGGCGUCAAACCUCGACGAUCGAUUCAUCCUGGACGGACCGUUGGCGUGUCCCAAGGGUCAGAAAGCAGUCAACGGCGUAUGUCGAAACACGUUCUAAUGAGGCGUAAUCGUAAUGUAUUGCCGGGUCGUAAGAGCGAGAGAGACACCCAGAAAGAAACCUGUUGAAAUUGCAUUCGCGCCUCCUCCAGCUGUAGUCGAUCGUAGACGAUCGGUCACGUCUCUCACGCUCCCGGGAGUCAGUCAUCGUGUCCAGCGAUGAAGUGUGAUUUUUUAAUUUAAAAUUCCAUUGUCGAGCAAUUUUCCUCCGCGGACAAAGUGUAUGUGUAACCUGUGAAAUAAAUUGAAUUUAUUCUAUUAAGCGUA
Aedes aegypti (yellow fever mosquito) is the source of this 1116-nucleotide messenger RNA. RefSeq lists its product as uncharacterized. NCBI's taxonomy places the organism in Eukaryota, Metazoa, Arthropoda, Insecta, Diptera, Culicidae. The record is from RefSeq and is a predicted model, not a curated record. The transcript has a single exon. The coding region runs from base 155 to 850 and encodes 231 amino acids.